Molecule: messenger RNA, 906 nt
Organism: Purpureocillium takamizusanense
Lineage: Eukaryota; Fungi; Ascomycota; Sordariomycetes; Hypocreales; Ophiocordycipitaceae
Exons: 1
Coding region: 1-906 (301 amino acids)
Molecular function (GO): oxidoreductase activity
Source: RefSeq, a predicted model, not a curated record
AUGUCCUCCUCCAUCAAGAACGUGGCCCUCAUCGGCGCGGCUGGCGGCCUCGGCCCCACCAUUCUCCGCAAACUCGUUGCGUCCGGGGCCUUUAACAUCACCGCCGUCCGCCGCAAGGGUUCCAAGUCGACAUACCCCGCAGGCACCACCGUCGUCGACGUCGACUUCGAGUCUCCCGACGACCUCAAGGCCGCCCUCACCGGCCAGGACGCCGUCGUCUCGCUCGUCGGCGUCCCCGGCCUGGCCGCCCAGACGCACAUCGUCGACGCCGCCAUCACCACCGGCGUGAAGCGCUUCAUCCCUUCCGAGUUCGGCUCCGACCUCGAGAACCCGCUGGCCCGCAAGCUGCCCGUCUUCGCCCACAAAGUCCAGGUCGCCGACUACCUCGCCGCCAAGGCCCGCGAGACCUCCCUCACCUACACACUCGUCAGCAACGCCGCGUUCCUGGACUGGGGCCUGGAGAGGAACUUCUUGCUCGCCACCGCCGACUACAAGCCCGCGCUGUACGACGGCGGCAAUACCGUCUUCAGCGCCACCACCCUCGAGUCGGUUGGCGACGCCGUGGUCGGCAUUCUCAAGCACCCGGAGGAGACCAAGAACCGCCGCGUCUACGUCGAGGACAUCAAGAUCUCCCAGAACCGCCUACUCGCCCUGGCCAAGGAGGUCACCCCUGGCAAGCAGUGGCUCCCGCACCAGGUCAGCGUCGAUGCCGUUGUCAAGGAGGCGGACGAGAAGCUGGCCAAGGGCGACUACGCGCACGAAAACUUUAUCCCCUACCUCUUCCGCGCGCUGUUCGACCCGGUCUAUGGGCCCAGCUUCGAGAAGACCGACAAUGAGCUAUUGGGGGUAAAGGGCGUGGAUGAGGAGUUUGUCGUCGAGCUCCUGAAGAGGAUUAUCAAGCAGUAG